This is a messenger RNA of Bemisia tabaci, 4660 nucleotides long. RefSeq names its product serine/threonine-protein kinase msn (gene msn). Gene Ontology annotation, cellular component: cytosol. NCBI's taxonomy places the organism in Eukaryota, Metazoa, Arthropoda, Insecta, Hemiptera, Aleyrodidae. Gene Ontology annotation, molecular function: protein kinase activity; ATP binding. Gene Ontology annotation, biological process: protein phosphorylation. The record is from RefSeq and is a predicted model, not a curated record.
GUCAUCAGAAUUGUACUCUGCUCCGUUGUGUAUCUUACUUUGUAGGUGUGGACUUUUUAUCGUGAAUUUUUAAUCUAAAAUAUGAUUUACGAUGCUUUAUUUAUCUCUAAGAUAGUGUAGCUGAGUCUAAUGGCUGUCGGGGUACAUUUUUACAUUUCUAAACAUGUGUUUUAACCCUGAUUUUCAGAUUCCUAAAGUAAUGCUGGUGUGUUUGUUUUGAGACUUUCGUGUAAAAUGGCGCAUAACUUAGCACCCAGCGUAAAUUGUGGAUUAGACGACAUUGAUCUGAAUGCUCUGAAGGAGCCAGCAGGUAUAUUCGAAUUAAUAGAAGUAGUAGGAAAUGGUACCUAUGGCCAAGUAUACAAAGGACGUCACACGAAGACAGGCCAGCUUGCUGCCAUCAAAGUCAUGGAUGUCACGGAGGAAGAGGAGGAAGAAAUAAAGUUGGAGAUUAACGUGUUAAAAAAGUACUCAAAUCACCGCAACAUUGCCACAUAUUAUGGUGCGUUCAUCAAAAAGAAGAGUAAUGCUGGCAAAGAUGACCAGUUGUGGUUGGUCAUGGAGUAUUGCGGUGCUGGAUCGGUCACUGAUCUCGUCAAAUCCACAAAAGGUCAAUCACUUAAAGAGGAAUGGAUCGCAUAUAUUUCAAGAGAAAUCUUGCGAGGCUUAAGUUACUUGCACAGCAACAAAGUCAUCCACCGUGAUAUCAAAGGCCAAAAUGUCUUGUUAACUGACAAUGCUGAAGUCAAAUUAGUCGAUUUUGGUGUGAGUGCUCAGCUAGAUAGAACAAUUGGGCGUCGUAACACAUUCAUUGGCACACCGUAUUGGAUGGCUCCUGAAGUCAUUGCCUGUGAUGAAAAUCCAGAUGCCACCUAUGAUAACCGUAGUGAUCUUUGGAGUCUUGGUAUCACUGCUCUGGAGAUGGCAGAAUCUCAACCCCCUCUGUGUGAUCUUCAUCCAAUGAGAGCGCUGUUUCUCAUUCCAAGAAACACUCCACCAAGAUUAAAGUCAAGGAAAUGGUCCAAAAAGUUUCAAGGGUUUAUUGAAACAGUCUUAGUCAAAGACUACCAUCAAAGACCUUACACAGAACAACUGUUAAAACAUCCAUUUAUCAAAGACCAGCCCACAGAACGACAAGUUAGAAUUCAGCUGAAAGACCAUAUAGAUCGCUGUAAAAAGCGUAAACAGGAGAAAGAACGGGAAGAUUAUCGAUACAGUGGCUCAGAGAAUGAGGAGGAAGACAACGCUUUAGCAGGAGAACCCUCCUCAAUCGUUCAAGCUCCUGGUGACAACACUUUACGACGCAACUUCUUGCAAAUCCAAGAAGGCAGAACACUGUCGCAAGUAGAGAAUAAUAUGAAAGAGUCGAAACAUCAUGGAAAAGAGCGACGGGAUAGAGAGGAAAUCCCAGAGCCUGGACCUCCGGCAAGACCGCCAAUACCUCAGAGACUGAUAGUUGUGCCAGAUCCUCAUCCGCCAAGUCGACCAUUACCUCCCCCUCCGCGGGAGGAUAGGCCGAAACAAGCUCCUCAACCACAACAGAGAAAUUCUCACGUGUUCAAACCUAUGCUGCCUCCGAGUAGACCAGAGGAUUUGGACAUGAUCGCUGCUCAGCUGAAUGAGCUUGGGGUCCGGCAAGUCAAUCAAGGAAAACCUGCGCAGAACGGACAAAGUAAGCAUGGAGCAGAUGGAGCCUCGAGCAAACAGCAACCAAGUGCCAAUAUUCUUGACUCAGAAUCCGAUGAUGAUGAUGAUGACGAUGAGAUCGGGGAAAGCGUUGGUGUGAGUGACCUUCGAAGGCCCAACGAUGGAACCCUUUUGGCUAGUGAUCCGCCAAAACCUUUCAUGGAAUUUUCUUACAGGCCAUCUGAUACAUUACUACUCCACAUGGAAGGUGGUGCUCCUUCCUCCUCGGCUGUUAGUGGAGGUCAUGCUCCAAACCGGCCUCUACCACCAACACCCGAUGAAGAGGGAAGUGUUAGUGAUCGAACGUUAGUCAUGCGAAGGAUGCAGGAACAUGCCAAAAAGAACACCUCUGAUUCCGACCUAGAGCUGCUGGAAGAGUAUGGAAUGGCAAAAAUUUUAAAUGGAUCAUCAUUCCUCCAAAGUUCUGAGUUGAAAAAGAAGAAAACUUCCAUGGAUGACAAGAAGAAGAAGGAAUUGUUAGUUGCUAGUAGACAAAGAGACCUGAAGGGAAUCCUGGACAGAGAGCUGCAGAAAAGAGGAGAGGAGCGCCAAGCAGUUAGUCACAAAAGAAAUGGCUCAGACGUUACCGCUCAUAGAAUUCGCCGAGAACGUUCCGACUUCUUUGUGCCGUCUGUACGUCACUCGGCUGUCUUCUUAGAAACCAAAAAUGUACUUUCACCGCACAUAGAUGAAAAUGCAAGGGGCUCUAGCACGGCUAGUUUUAGGAGUAGGAAUGAAGCAUCCUCAUUUUCAAACGCUAGUGCAAGUAACUUCCCGAAGAAUGACUCGAUUGAAUGGAAGCCGAUGCGUCCGCGCCGUGAAAGGACGGACGGUGCAAUAGUCGUGCAACGCAGUCGGCAAGAGUUGAGGAAUAAUUUGACUGAGCGGCAGUUAGACUUUGAGUCAAGGUUCAAUCGGGAGGCAGAGCGUAUGCGCAACCAAGCAAACGCAGUGUCAUUGUCCCGAAACGACUCACUGUCCCUCUCUUCUGCCUCCACUCUAAAUAUUUCCCAGAAUCGUGAAGACCGGCGGAACGACUUCAGCCACGACUUUUCUGGUGGCAACUCCUCUCGCACGAGCUCUGUUUUACCCGAUCUUUUAACUCAGACUUCAAGUCCUGGAGCUGGAUCGCGUCAAGACAAAUCAACCAGUGAAGAGUAUCGUGCGGCUGUGUCAUCGAUCCCCUCCGCUCUUCUUUUCCAACAGAAGCAACGUUCAUUCCUUACUUUCGGCUUUGGAGCCGGCUCAGGGGCAAGUGCCGCCAGCCGGCGCGAGUCCCACGUCAACGUCAAUGUAACGCCUACCUCACACGACAUAAGCUCAGACACACCUGAAAUCCGCAAAUAUAAGAAGCGUUUUAAUAGUGAGAUUUUAUGCGCUGCACUCUGGGGCGUGAACCUUCUAAUAGGCACUGAAAAUGGAUUAGUGUUACUAGAUCGUAGUGGUCAAGGCAAAGUGUAUCAGCUCAUCUCUCGACGCCGCUUCCAGCAAAUGGAAGUUCUCGAAGGACAGAACAUUCUUGUUACUGUUUCAGGCAAUAAAAAUAGAGUCCGUGUCUACUAUCUCUCUUGGUUGAAGUCAAAAAUUCUUCGCACAGAAGGCCAAGUGGAGCGUAGAAAUGGGUGGAUAAAUGUUGGUGAUCUUCAAGGUGCUGUGCAUUUUAAAAUAGUCAAGUAUGAAAGGAUCAAAUUUCUGGUCAUUGCUCUCAAGGAUAGUAUUGAAAUUUAUGCAUGGGCGCCCAAACCGUAUCACAAAUUUAUGGCCUUCAAGUCAUUUGGAGAACUAGCUCACAGGCCACUAUUAGUUGAUCUGACCGUAGAAGAAGGCACUAGACUAAAAGUCAUCUAUGGCUCUGCCGAUGGAUUUCACGCCGUCGAUUUGGACUCUGCAUCUGUUUAUGAUAUUUAUCUUCCUAAACAUACGCAAGGUCCAAUCACACCACACUGUAUUGUAGCGCUUCCAAAUUCCAAUGGAAUGCAACUACUUUUGUGUUAUGAUAAUGAAGGUGUUUAUGUGAAUACAUACGGAAAGGUCUCCAAAAAUAUUGUUCUACAAUGGGGAGAAAUGCCUACAUCGGUAGCAUACAUUGGAACUGGUCAAAUCAUGGGCUGGGGCAACAAAGCAAUAGAAAUUCGAAGUGUUGAGACAGGGCAUUUAGAUGGUGUCUUCAUGCACAAGAAAGCUCAACGUCUUAAAUUCCUUUGUGAGAGAAACGACAAGGUGUUCUUCUCAUCAGCAAAACGGAAUUCAUCGUGUCAAAUCUACUUCAUGACACUGAACAAACCAGGAAUGGCUAAUUGGUGAUACAUCUGUUUCACAUUGUCUCUUCUGUCCUAUCAUAUUGUAAACAAAAUAGCGGACUGCUAUGGUCUCUGUUUAUAUAUUUUUAUCAGGUCAGAAACUGAUAGGAAUACAAAAAGCAUUAUUGCUUCCCGUUUUUUGUAUUGUGCGCAACCAGCAGAAGUGAACUCAUUUGCAGGUGCUAGCUUUGUUGUCUGAAUUUAAUAGAAUUUUAAAAGUAAAUUUGUAAGUAUCGAAAACUUUUGACCCUAAGCUUUUUAUGAGGAUGUAUUACGAAGGUGCAUCAAGCAGAAUACAAUCUAUUUUCUAGAAGCUGUUCAUUCAUGAUGUCUGAAAGAGUUCAGUUACUCUUAUUCAUAUUUCUCCACAAUCAUAAAGUGACUAGAAACUUUUGAAACAUUGCCGCAAUUUCAGCUUAUUCAGCGCAUCUAAUAGAUAUGUGAGGAGAAUGAAGAAUCGGGAUGUAAUGUAAAAGCUCUUUUCUUUUAAACAUUGCUGUAUUGCUUUCACCUUUUUAUUCUUCGAUGUGUAAAACUAUCGCAAUGAGCUUACAAGCAGUUCUUUGUCUAUUACCACAUCCAAGAUUGCGUGGAAUUUCUCUAAGGGGGCCUCAUGCUUGGUGCUCAAAUUUUUUAACCUAAAGUGGAAAAAUAAUUAGAAUUAUUCAAGAAAA